GCUUUUCAUAGCUCCACAUGGACCAAUUCCACACAAAUUCGUCACCAGAAGGGACAAAAAGAAAUGAAGAAAACCCUCUUCUUCUUCCCCUGCCUCUCCUGAACUCAAUAACAGAGCACACGCCCAAAUGGGUUGCAAGAUCCAUGCCUUGAACUCCCCAAUCCUGUGCAAAUUCCCAACGAUAAAAGCAAGAGUCGCUCCAAAAUCCAUCUCCUUCGUUUCUUGUUCUUCCUACGCUCAGAAUGAUGGAGAACUCGCUUCGACAGCCGCAGCCACUCAAGUCCCACUCUCCAGGCCUAAUGCUUACAGAGUGGACUUCAAGACCCUCGGGGCGUGCAAGCUCGGCAUCUCCAGAUAUCCUGAUUUCGAGUACAAUGCUCAAGGAGGUACCGGACGUGGGCAAGGUUCAGUGGCUUCGAACGGGGACCUGACCCGAGAAAUAUUGGUGUCCUUCGACCUCGACACGCUUUAUAUCCCGUCACUGACGAGCGCGACUACUAAAUUCUUAGGAUUGCCAUUGCCACCUUUCCUGAAGAUAGACAUUGCUCCACAGCUGUUUGAAGGCAAGAUUUGCGAAGAAUCCGGCAAGGUCAAUCUUCAAUUCAAGGCUAAGUUUUGCUUCUCGGUCGGAAGCCUUUACAGAGCCCCGCCGCUGAUCGUGGAGACCGUGUUGACAUCGGAGGAAUCGAAGGGGACCGUGAGAGGCGGCCGAGGAGAGAGAUUGGACGAGGAAGGGAAUUGUAGAUUGGUGGGAGUGGCAAGCGUUGAUCCCAUUGAUGACUUCUUGAUGAACUCCUUCCUAGGACUUCCCACCGAGUGCCUUGCCGACCUCAAUGCUGUCAUAUCUCUCUCUAGUUCAUCAUAGGGACAUUUGCUUUUGUAAGGUCAUACCAUGUUCAUUUGCUCUACAAACAUUGGUGUUCAUAUCUACUGAGAGAAAGUAUUAAAGUUGUUUGUACAUUGAAGUAGUAAAUUAAUUAUAAAGCCUAUCAAAAUAUGAAUUACCGCGUGCAACGCGGCAUGUGGCUCUAUUUAUGAUUUGAA
This is a messenger RNA of Eucalyptus grandis, 1044 nucleotides long. RefSeq lists its product as uncharacterized. The record is from RefSeq and is a predicted model, not a curated record. The transcript is spliced from 2 exons. NCBI's taxonomy places the organism in Eukaryota, Viridiplantae, Streptophyta, Magnoliopsida, Myrtales, Myrtaceae. The coding region runs from base 128 to 865 and encodes 245 amino acids.